ACGGUUUUGAUCCUCUCGAACACGGCCAAUGUCUUCCUUAUACUUCUUCUGCCUCGACCAAUAGCAUCAAGAGGUACCCUCAAAGCUUGUUGUUUAGUAGACUGCUAGCUAAAUAAGUAGCACCAAAGAAGCUGAGCUGGUUUCUCCCAUCGACGGUUUGAUUGAAAAAACUCUUUGGGUCUGGAGAUAGGCGUUGUCCGUGUGACUGGGACUACUGACACGGAAGAAGAGGGAUGUGUUGCAAUACGAAAGAAGACCACCACCGGCUCCUCUUUGUUCAUUAGCUAGCUAAGUUCGCUAACUAGCUGCUAGCCAGCUAAGCUGAUGGAGUUCCUUCCUGUCCUGUUGAGUAUACGCCUGAUUAUAGACUGGGAAAUCACGCUAGUGAACAGAAGAGGAGCUUCGUGUGUGAUUCAAAGUAUAUGGACAUAGCUACUGUUAGAUAGCUAACAAGCUAGUUACACCUACAGAUGUCAAUUGUCAACUAUCUCUAACGUACCCAGUGGUUCUCUCGUGAGGCUCGCUAAUUAUUGAUCCUGCCAGGGGUAACAUGCCAAGUAACCUGAUAAUUAUUUCCAGUCUUGGUAUAGUUUUAUGUAACACGUUGUUGUCAAUUAGCUAUUUUGACAACUAGUUUGACAGCUAAACCCAUCAACUGUAGUGGAGACAACCAGUUGUCAACUCUCUGAACUCUUGUGCUUGUCCAUGAGGCCACCCCAUGCACGUUCCGGGAGAAGAAAUGCAUUGGACUAUGAUUUUUCAGGGACGUCAUUGAGAGCACAGGAACAGCCACUUGUGUACAGACGUGUCAAAUAUUAAAUGGGCGCAAAGCUGUUUUGCUGGCCACAGGGUUCUCCUGGCAUUUCCAUGAUGCUGAGAGCCCUACUGCUCACAAGCCUUCUUAGCUGGGCCAAUGGCCAGGAAGGUCAGGCCAUGUUACCUGAAGAAAAGACCAAAAUCAGGGACCAGAUCGUUGAGAUGUUCGAUCAUGCCUAUGGCAGCUAUAUGAAAUAUGCAUACCCAGCGGACGAGCUGAUGCCCCUGAGCUGCAGGGGGAGGGUGCGUGGCCUGGAGCCAAACAGGGGAGACAUCGAUGACUCUUUGGGGAAGUUCUCCCUCACACUGAUCGACACCCUGGAUACUCUGGUGGUGUUGAACAAGCUGGACGAGUUUGAGGAUGCAGUGAGGAGGACAUUGAGGGAUGUCAGGCUGGACAACGAUGUGGUGGUGUCUGUGUUUGAGACCAACAUCCGAGUCCUGGGGGGACUGCUGGGGGCGCAUGUGAUGGCGGACAUGCUCCGUCAGCGGGGGGAGAGGAUGCAGUGGUACGGAGAUGAGCUGCUCCACAUGGCCAAGGAGCUGGGCCACAGACUGCUCCCUGCCUUUAACACCACCAGUGGCCUUCCCUACCCCAGGGUAAACCUGAGGUACGGUGUCCUUAAUCCCCUGUCACGCACAGGCACUGAGUCGGACACCUGUACAGCCUGUGCAGGGACCAUGAUUCUAGAGUUUGCUGCUCUCAGUCGGCUGUCUGGGGAGGCUGUGUUCGAGGAGAAUGCUAGGAAAGCACUGGACGUCCUGUGGGAGAAGAGACAGAGAGGAAGUGACCUUGUGGGCACAGUCAUUAAUAUCCACAAUGGAGACUGGGUACGCAGGGACAGUGGUGUGGGUGCUGGCAUUGACUCCUACUAUGAGUACCUGAUGAAGGCUUACGUUCUACUGGGAGACAACGUUUACUUGGAGAGGUUCAACACUCAUUACAGCGCCAUCAUGAAGUACAUCAGCCAGCCUCCGCUGCUGCUCAACGUGCACAUGCACAACCCCACGGUGAGCGUCCGCAGCUGGAUGGACUCCCUACUCGCGUUCUUCCCCGGCCUGCAGGUUCUGAGAGGAGACUUAAAGCCAGCCAUAGAGACCCAUGAGAUGCUCUACCAAGUCACCAAGCAGCACAAGUUUCUCCCCGAGGCUUUCACCACCGAGUUCAGAGUUCACUGGGGUCAACACCCUCUGAGGCCAGAGUUUGCAGAAAGCACCUACUACCUCUACAAGGCCACAGGCGAUCCGUACUACCUCAGGGUGGGCCAGUCCAUAGUGGAGAAGCUCAAUGCCCAUGCCAGGGUGCCUUGUGGAUUUGCAGCUGUGCAGGACGUCCGCACAGGGGCCCACGAGGACAGGAUGGACUCGUUCUUCCUGGCGGAGAUGUUUAAGUACCUGUACCUUCUGUUCUCUGAGAAGAACCAGCUUCACUUUGACAUCGAUGACUACAUCUUCACCACCGAGGCCCACCUGCUGCCUGUCUCCCUGUCCACUUCACAGCCCCCCUGUCGGGGCAACAACACGGAAGCGUGCCACUGCCGUGGAGGAGGACCUGUUUACCUACUCCUGCCCCAGCACCCAGACCCUGUUUCCCAACAACCCCUCCUUCGCCAAGACCAUCAGGGACAGCUACAAGUACCUGACUGGGGUGGGCCGGGCCUUCCACGCUUCGCCUGUCAGGUUUGUGUGGGCAUCGAGCUGCCACUUCACGACCACGGUAUGGAGCCUGUGGAGUUUCUGAAGAGCAUGGGCAUCUCCCUCACCCCACUGAACGAGGCUGGGGACACAGGGACACAGGGGGUAAGAAGGGAGGCACAUAAAGGUGUUUACAGGGUGAAACUGGUGGCAGAGGUGACCCAGACCACAGAGGAGGAAGAAGUAGAGCCCCUCGUCGUUCAGCUCAUAUCCCCCCCGUUUCUGGGUAGAACGGUCCUAACUGCAGGACCAGCCAAGUUUGGAAUGGACCUUACCAAGCAGGAGCACGGGGUGAAGGGCAGCAUCGUGAAGACCUCCCCCUACACAGCGUGUGGUCCCAUAGAGAAUGCUGAGGAGCUGAGCGGGCACAUUGCCCUGGCACUGCGUGGCGACUGCAUGUUUGCUGCCAAGGCCCACAGGCUACAGGAGGCUGGGGCUAUCGGAGUCAUCUUCAUAGACCACCGGGAGGGGAGUAACAGCGCAGACACGCCCCUGUUCCAGAUGGUGGGAGACGGAGCGUCCAGGGCUGACAUCACCAUCCCCCUGGUGUUCCUAUUCAGCCAGGAGGGGGCGCUGCUCACCUCUGCUCUGGAGGACCACAGCAACGUAGACGUACUGAUGCUGCCCAAAGAGAGACAGCUAGGUAAGACAACAGACAAAACAGACAAGCCCCUGGGGAAGAUGAACAUCAAGUUCCGCCUGGCGGAAGAGGGGGAGCUGGGGGAGGGGGAGGCCAGAGGCACCACCCUGCAGUUUUUCCUGGAGAAGGGAGAGGUAGUGUUGGAGGAAGAGGAGUACAAACAGCAAGCAGACAGCUGCUUAACACCUGGAGACGAUCAUAUGCCAUGUUCCUACGGACAAACUGCUGCCUCGCCCCCCUCCCACAGCCCCAACGACCCCAAUACAGACCCCUGAUCUCAGAACAGUCAGGUUCCUCAACACCCUUCCACUGACCAAGGGCCUGGGCUCCCCAGCACUGAUCCCUAAUCAGUGUCCAGAGGCACGUUGCUGUGCCAGAGAGAGCCCUCUCUGCCCUUCUGCACGCUCUGGACUGGACUGAUAGUUUUAACCAAGAGGGGAGCAUAGCAGUGUGACAGUCAAUCCCACUGACUGACUCACUACCCCUUCUAAAACCUGACGGUGGUCUCGUAUAGUUGAUAGUUAUUGGAACUGCAGUAUGUAUUAAUGUAUAGGAAGGGAUGGGCAUUGCUACACAAAUAUAGCUAGUUAGUCUUACCUUGCUACUGUAGCCGCAAGCCUCAUCCCCAGUUGUAUUGUGUUGAUGACAUAGAUUUAGUCAGAUGAUUGUAGGCGAGAAUUGAUGACUUGCACAUUUCAGAGAAAUAGCUGAGGUAAGCAUAGGAGGGGAUAUUGGGCUGCUAAAGGGCACCUUUGUCUGAGGCCUUGUGUUUGAGUCUGUGUUGAGCUGCUGCAAUGUCAAGGGGAUCGCUAUACUGUCCCCUGUAACAAGAUGGUGUCCUGUCAAUUCAGUGACGUGUGUGUGUGUGUGUGUGUGUGUGUUAAUUUACAGUGUAGCUAGUAGUGUUGUUUGAAGAUGAAUAGGUGAGGAAUGGGCUCUCCUGACCAAAGGGAUGUGUGAUCACUCACAAGAAUGCUUUUAGACAAAGGAUAAGGGGCCAGUUUGGGUGAACCGAUGAGUUCAUUCUUAUUUAUAUUGUACUGGUAGCUACAUCAGGGAAAUUUAAGAGUGAAAAAGACUUGAAUGUGUGUGAUCAUUACUACACUACCGAAUCAAGACCUUUUAUCGACCUUAGUCAUGCAUAUUUCAUUUUUCAAAUGUCAGUUGGUUAGGUAAAUACAAUAUAUCGGUCCGAUUUCCACUGUUUUGGUCCCGUAUAUAUACCAUGUUGUAACAGCAUGAAGCGCACCCGUGCUCAUGCGCAGAUACUGUGUGAGGAGAAAGUCUUGCACUGCACUUAUCAUCAUUUUUGCAGAGCUGCUCGUGGCAAUGUCAUGACGCUGAGUCUACCUUUUAAGUUGUCUACACUGCCUCCUAGGUCUUUUCCUCUAGGUUGGUACUCUGCCUAUCUUCACCAUUGCCCCUGUGCCACCAGAGUCCUAUAGUGCCAUGCACUUCAGCACACAGGCAUCUUCCUCCUAGAGCUAUCAUCAUGGCCGGAGCAUGCACCCAGGGACUGCUUCCCAAGCAGCUCACAGCACAUCAAACACACAGUCUGUCUGUGUUUUUGUUUGGUGUCUUCUCAUUUCAAACAGCCUUUGUAUGAUUGUGUGUGGACAGUGUAAGAACAUCAGACUGUUCUUAUUUGUCUCUUUCCAUUCAUCUUUCUUUUUCCGUAUGAUAUUACCUGGGCAUGAGUGUGUGUGUACUAAGAACAGUUAAGAUGCAGCAGCCAUAACAUUUCAAUUUGUAUGAUCAGAUGCAGUCACUCACAUCGGCGUAUUGUGUCAUUCAUUCCUGAGUCUCAAUAUUGAUCUGCCAAAUGUUUAAUCAUUUUUGCAUGGGUUUUAUAUUACAUGUAUUUUAAGGUGUAAAAGUGGUUUAUAUACCCAUGAUCCCUGUGGAAACAUGGGAAUGUUUUGUAUAGAGAAGCAGUGUUUUGUCAUGACAGAAUAUAUGAUUUCUUCACAGUUAACAUUAGUGUAGUAGACCUCCCAUUGUUGCUGCUCACUUCAUUUGAAGUCUUAAUCCAACAUGGCCGCCUAUAUACAGUACUUGUGUAUUUCAAGGCAAAGUCAAUCUGUAUCUGGCCUCUAUGACCAUUACUGUUCACUCAGAGAGGAAAGGGACAUAAAAAAUUAGUUGUAUUUUGGGGUAUUUAUUAUGGACAUUUUAUUUGCCUUUUGGAAAUGUUGACCGAUAGGGAUAACUGUAGCUCCAAAAAGUGCCAAAGUGAUUAUUUCUGAUCGCAGUAUCAGAUUCUAAUGUACUUUGUUUUUUGAGAAGUAUUAUUUGAGAGCUGAAGCGACCUGAUCUUUUCAAUAAAUUAAGAAUCAUGA
Molecule: messenger RNA, 5490 nt
Organism: Coregonus clupeaformis (lake whitefish)
Lineage: Eukaryota; Metazoa; Chordata; Actinopteri; Salmoniformes; Salmonidae
Product: ER degradation-enhancing alpha-mannosidase-like protein 3
Exons: 20
Coding region: 820-3426 (868 amino acids)
Biological process (GO): endoplasmic reticulum mannose trimming; carbohydrate metabolic process; mannose trimming involved in glycoprotein ERAD pathway
Cellular component (GO): membrane; endoplasmic reticulum
Molecular function (GO): mannosyl-oligosaccharide 1,2-alpha-mannosidase activity; calcium ion binding
Source: RefSeq, a predicted model, not a curated record